AAAGCAAAGCUUUGCUAGCUCGUGCGCGUUUCGAAUCGCAUAAAACACCUACUCAUACACACACACACACACACACACAAACACGCAGACACACACGAUACACUCCGUGACAUCCAAGCCACACACACACACACACACACACAGCACACACACACGUCGAACUUUUGCAUGGUGCCCAAGCAAAAUAUAUUCAAAUGAAUUAUUGUUAAAUAAUCGAGUUCAUACUAAAGGUGGCAAUGAUAAUGAAGCACAAGUAAUGCGAUUGCUGACACUCCGUGAGGGCCAAAACAAUGUCUUAGCCUGUUUUCCAAUGCAACGGUUUUCUUCUGUAUCUGUUUUCCGCAACACCCACAUUGCAAGCUACGAAUAAGUAACAGAAGAACGCGAACGCUAUUUAACAAAAGCUGAUUAUUCAAUUCAAUUUACAGUUAAAAGUGCUUAUCUGAACGUUAAAACUACUGAAAAAAUGAUCGUGCGCCACCGAUCCCGCCGCGCGCGCAUGUUGAACAUGGGCCUGUUGUUCCUGAUCUAUUACUGCGUGAGCAUCUACUCGGCCAGGGGCCAGGACAACAAGCCGGAUAUACCCCUUGACGUUGGCAGCCUGCCCGAAGCGGCCGAUGCCGACGUUAUGCCCGAGAGUGAGAGUUCGACGCCCAAUUAUUUUCUGACCAGCGAAGCAAGUGACGCGGAGUCGGGCACAACCGCGGCCACGCCCAUGCACGGCGCUGUGCCCACUUGGCGGCCGCGUCGCGAUAAUUGUACGCCGCCGGCCAUAGAGCAGUUCCCGCAGCCGUUGAUGAACAAAUGGGCGCGUCAGCAUGGCGGACUCAUUCUACACAUUCUGGUGGCCAUCUAUACGUUCUUUGGCCUGGCCAUUGUGUGCGAUGAGUACUUUGUGGCCAGCCUGGACAGGCUGUGCGAGGAGCUCAAGCUGUCGCCGGACGUGGCGGGCGCAACAUUCAUGGCCGCCGGCAGCUCAGCUCCGGAGCUGGCCACCGUGGUGAUUGGCGUGUUCUUUGCCAAGGACGACAUUGGCAUCAGUGGCGUCAUUGGCUCCGCGGUCUUCAACAUCAUGUUUGUCAUCUCGGUCUGCGCCCUGUGCUCCGGCACCGUUUGCCAGCUGAACUGGUGGCCACUCGUCCGUGAUUGCUUCUUCUACUGCGUGUCCAUAUUGGUCAUGCUGAUAAUCAUCUUCAAUGAUGUCAUCUCUUGCGCUGAAUCUGUGGUUAUGCUGCUCUGCUAUGUGCUUUACUGCAUUGCCCUGCAUUUCAAUACGGAGCUGGAGCGCUGGGCGUUAGGCUUAAAUCUGCCGUUCAAGCUGCCCAGCAAGGAGGAACAAUCGGCCUUGGUCACCUACAAGAAUGUGCCCGAAAGUUCGUACACACAGGGCACACAGCAGAAGGAAUCGGAGACGAGUCCCCAGCAGCAGGCACAGCCAUCGACACAGGGCGACUAUCAGAGCUACAAUGAUCCGAAUGCCAGCUGGGAUCCGAAUGCCGCCUGGGGCGAGGAGGGGCAGAGUCAGUCGCAGCCAACGGCCAUCAGUGUUAAGGCCAGCCAACCGCCGGCGGUCGACGAUUGGGGCAUGAGUCAGUUUACCCAGGGACAAGGGCAAGAGAAUAUGGGCUAUCAUGCGGAUCAGCCGGAACCUGUGGUAACUGGCGAAACGGCUCCAGCAGCGCCCAAGACUCAGGUUGCGGCAGCUCCGGCUGGCGUGGAUUACUACAAGUCGACGGAUAAACAACGUGAGCCACGCCCCGAUCCGUUACUGCGACCCACAGAGGGCGGCAUGCCAGCACUGGUGUCCUGGUAUGUGGUCUAUCCGAUACACUUUUUAUGCAAGAAGACAAUGCCGGAUUGCCGCCAGCUGCAGUAUCGCAACUGGUAUCCAUUCACGUUCCUGAUCUCGAUGGUCUGGAUCUCGUUCUACUCGUACUUCAUGGUCUGGAUGAUAACGGUGAUUGGCUCCACGCUGGCCAUACCGGACACUGUGAUGGGCCUGACGUUCGUAGCUGCUGGCGUUUCUGUGCCGGAUGCCCUAAGCUCAAUAGCCGUUAUCAAAGAGGGCUACGGCGACAUGGCCGUAUCGAAUGCGAUUGGCUCAAAUGUCUUUGAUAUACUAGUGUGCUUAGGUCUUCCAUGGUUCAUACAAACGGCCAUCAUUAAGCCCGGCUCGCACGUCAAUGUUAUAUCCAAGGGUCUGGCCUAUUCCACGCUCUCGCUCUUCUCCACCGUUGUCUUCUUGAUAUUGUCGACGCAUCUGAAUGGCUGGAAGCUGGACAAGCGCUUGGGCAUCAUACUGAUGAUCUGGUAUUUGUUUUUCAUAACGCUGGCGGCGCUCUACGAGAUGAACGUCUUUGGUUACAUGAACCCACCAGAGUGUCCCAGCACCUACUAAACAACUGACUACCAUCUGAUCAGAUUAAAUAGCAGACAGCACCUAGAUUCGCAUCACCAGCACCAAUUACGAGUACCAUAUACAUAUUUAUAAGUACAGGCAUACAUACUACAUACCAACAUACGAAAUCUUAUACAUACAGUACUUAGCCGCAGCAGCAAAAAGUGUACCAACAGGAACAUGAAUAUAUAUAUAUGUAUAUAUAGAUAUAUACAUAAAUGCAUACACACACAUAUAUAUAAUUAAUGUAAAGGUUACUCAAAGCGCAUUUUACAUGGAUUUUUACAUGCACCAAAUGAACGAGAACGAAUAAUGAAUAUAUAUAUAUAUAUAUCUACGAUAUAUUAAAAUAAUAGAAAAAGAUACACACAUGUGUAUUUAUAAAAGACAAACUCCAUAUACAACAACAAUUAUAAGCAUGUAGCACUGUAGAUAGGGAGAAUUGUAUUAAAUUAAGUACAAGUAUAAACAAAACGGCAAAUCAAUGAUAUUUGUUGUCACGGUUUUAUGGAACAACAACUAACUAACAGAAAAGGAACAACGCAAAAUUUCAGAUGAACUAAACACAUCUCCCCCCUACCCCCACACACACAAUCAUCGUUAAUAUAUGUUGUAAGUUAGGCAUUGAUUUUUGAGUUAAAAUGUUUGGUUUUUCAUUUAACUGAAAUGCUUUGAACUUUGAACGUUAACGCUGUUACCUGCUGCUGCUUCUGGACCUGUGAACUGGGACAAUCUGCGAGAAUCUGGGAGAAUCUGCGAGAACCUGCAAGAACCUGGAAGAAACUCGGAAAUUAUACGUGAAUAGUUCCAGACAGCAGCAGUAACAGUAAA
Drosophila novamexicana is the source of this 3229-nucleotide messenger RNA. RefSeq names its product probable sodium/potassium/calcium exchanger CG1090. Gene Ontology annotation, cellular component: membrane. Gene Ontology annotation, biological process: intracellular calcium ion homeostasis; calcium ion transmembrane transport. Lineage: Eukaryota; Metazoa; Arthropoda; Insecta; Diptera; Drosophilidae. Bases 467 to 2398 code for a protein of 643 amino acids. The record is from RefSeq and is a predicted model, not a curated record. Gene Ontology annotation, molecular function: calcium, potassium:sodium antiporter activity; calcium channel activity. The transcript is spliced from 8 exons.